This is a messenger RNA of Bacidia gigantensis, 1713 nucleotides long. RefSeq lists its product as uncharacterized. The coding region runs from base 1 to 1713 and encodes 570 amino acids. Gene Ontology annotation, molecular function: methyltransferase activity. The transcript has 2 exons. The record is from RefSeq and is a predicted model, not a curated record. Gene Ontology annotation, cellular component: nucleus. NCBI's taxonomy places the organism in Eukaryota, Fungi, Ascomycota, Lecanoromycetes, Lecanorales, Ramalinaceae.
AUGCGGGGCGACAUCUCGAGUGACGCUAUGCUUAUUGAUCUUGACGAAGGGGACAACGGGUAUGAGAGUGACAGUACACUUGUUGGAGACAUACGAAUCGAAGAUGACGUUAUGGAUCUUGAUCCUGAUGACCCAGAAGAUCCAGAGACUGGUUGGUUGUUCAUUCACCAUCACAGUUUUAGACUUCCAAACUGCAAUAUCCGAGUCGGGAAGACAGUGGAGCUCAAAGACGGGGAUUUCCUGCGUAUUACCUCGAUCCUACAGCAUCGCACCAGCGGGGAAGUUCAAAUACGAGGCCUGCGUCUCCAAAGAACGAACAAUAUCCAUAGUCUCCUCGAAAGAAAUACCAACGAAUUAGCAAUGAUACUCAACUACGGCCCGAUUAAUCUUCAGAGCGCUGAAAGUGUCCGCCCGGGAAACGUUGUCAAAAUUCGAGAUGUCAUUUUCACGAACCGAGUCUAUCCUGCCUUGAGUUAUCGCACAAUAGAUGUGAACAAUGGCAGCAUGAACCGUCAAUGGCACAGGGAAAACUCGCGGCUCGUAUGUAGAUGGAAGUUUCUAUCUAUGUCAAAGAACUCGGGGAUGUUGCAAACAAUGCGGAAGGAUGAAUGUGACGAUGGCUUUAGCGUGGACGACGAGCAACUUCGGCGUACCUUUCGAGGAAGCACGAUAUGGGGCGGCUCGCGACGAACAUGGUCUCGUACCGAGCAGCGAUAUGAUGUAGAAGAAAGACAACGUGUCAGAUUUGUCGAUCCUGUUGGAUUCCACAGCAGGAGUACCACAACAGCUGAGACCAUCGAUCUUACCACCGAUACUCAACCCACAGAUACUCAACAAAAGUAUGAGGAGCCAAGAUACACAUAUGGUGACGCUUUCUGUUGUGCUGGUGGCUCUGCACGUGGAGCCAAAGGCGCUGGUCUUCGCGUUGAAUGGGGUUUCGACAUAGAUCCGGCGGCCAUCAGCUCCUUCCACUUGAACUUCUCACGAGCCAAAUGCUGGGUUAUUGCUGCACAUGAUUUUAUUGUUGCGAUUACGGAGAAUGUAAAGGUCGACAUAUUACACCUUUCGCCGCCAUGCCAACCUUUCUCACCGGCUCACACCAAGGCUGGGAAGAACGACGAGAUGAACCAAGCAACUUUCCUAGCUGUACAAGAGCUUUUAAAAAGAGUAAGACCCAGGGUCGUCACCCUUGAGGAAACGUUUGGACUUUCGAAUUGGAUUCAGCAUGAAGAUUGGUUCAAGACUAUUAUCCGAAUGUUCACAAAUCAGGGUUUCAGUGUCAGAUGGAGCGUAUUCAAUUUGCUGGACUUUGGCCUCGCGCAACCACGAAAGAGGCUUUUUAUCAUUGCGUCAUGCCGAAAACCCUGGACCUCAAUAAAUCAAAUCAUCAACCGUAUCCCUGCUACAAACAUCUCUCUCCACAAACUCUCCCAAAUCCCCCGUGCCCACCUACCCCCUUACGACGGUAACAAGCCCCUGAGAAAAACAAUAUGCUGUGGGGAAGGCGAAGGAUACCACCCUUCAGGAAAACGACGAUUCACACUAAGAGAAAUAGCCUCUCUGCAGGGGUUUCCCCUUGAGCACGAAUUUGGGAAGAGUAUCAGCGACAGGCAGAUACGAAAGCAGAUUGGCAACGCUGUUCCACCAGUUGUGGCAAAGGUCUUCUUCGAGCAGAUUAUUAAAGCUUUGAAGAGAGCUGACGGUAUUGAAUAA